Molecule: messenger RNA, 1426 nt
Organism: Micropterus salmoides (largemouth bass)
Lineage: Eukaryota; Metazoa; Chordata; Actinopteri; Centrarchiformes; Centrarchidae
Product: general transcription factor 3C polypeptide 5-like
Biological process (GO): transcription initiation at RNA polymerase III promoter
Cellular component (GO): transcription factor TFIIIC complex
Source: RefSeq, a predicted model, not a curated record
AACCUCCUCCUCAGAGUGCGGCGGCGGGUACGGAAAAAUGACCCCAAGGAUGCUGAGAUCCGCAUGGACAUACUCGGCGUCAUAGGAACAACAUACAAAUUCCAAGGGCUGGCAGACUUUCAGUGCCUUGCUGUACAUUCAAAGGUGGAAGAGACACUUCUUGUAUGAAAAAUCAUCCUCCGCAAAUCAGAGAAUCAAGAGUUCUUUGAGCAGCCCGUGCCUUACUUUCUACCCCCGGCCAUCUUCUCACGCCUUGACAGUCCUGCGGAUUAUUUCUACCGGCCUGACAUCUAUCACAAUCAAGUUGUUCGUGAGUUGCCCUUCAACAAGAAGAGUUUUAUUGGUUUGAAUCGCGCUCGUCGGCCCCACAACGCCAUAUUUGUCAGCUUCACUGAUCCCACUGUUCCCGCCGAGUGCCUCGAGGCGGCCAGGCUCAACUGGACACGAGUCUGCCUGAAGGAGUGUGACAAGCAGGCUGAAGAACGUAUGAAAAAGAUGUUUGAGAGCCGGCCCAUCUGGUCACGUAACGCGGUCAAGGCCAACAUCGACAUCCACCCUGGCAAACUGAAACUGCUGCUGCCCGUCUUCGCCUAUUACAUGGUCACAGGACCGUGGAGGAGUCUGUGGGUGAGGCUGGGCUACGACCCCCGAAAGAGCACGGAUUCCAAGAAAUACCAGUUGCUAGACUUCAGGAUCCGCUGUAGCACCAAGCACGGGUAUUCAUUAUCUGACAUGCCAGUAAAAGCCAAGCGGAGUUCCCUUAACUACAGUCUGUCUAUCACAUUCAACAAAGCAGGUCCCCAGCCAGCUAGCGUGAUGGAGCUUCCAUCUCAGGAGGGCCCAAGCACCAGUCGAGAUCCAGUCCCAGUCACAUAUCAGCUGAAGGAGUCAUCUUACAUUUUCAGAGAGGGCAUGCUGCCUCCUCACAGACAGAUGUUUUACCAGCUCUGUGAUUUGGAAGUGGAGAGUAUCAAACAGGUGAUUGAGCAGACCGGCGAUAAUGAGCAGGUAUGUGACGAGCGGGACGGCUGGUGUCGUCUCGGCACUACAGACAAGCUGCGGGACAUGAUCUCAGCCAUGAUUAAGAAGGUCAUCCGAGCCCAGAAACCCACAUUGCCAGAAAGGCCCAAGAGACGCAGACGCCCAGGCCUAGGUUUAAGAUCCCCAGAGAACGAUGUGGAUGAAGAAGAAGAGGUGCAGGAUGAUGAGAACAAGGAUGAUGAAGAGGAAGAUGAGGACGAUGAUUUUCAGCCGUCAGAGGGAAGUGAAAAUGAGAUGGAGACAGAAAUUCUGGAUUACAUGUAACAAAAGACAACCAUUUUCAUGACAUUAAUCUUGACUGUUAAUAUUGUCCACCAUUUCUGUAAAUGAUGAUAUGAACAAUUUUUUGAGUUAAAUGUAAAUAAAAAAUAUUUCUAGUGGUUUA